Messenger RNA from Trematosphaeria pertusa, 859 nucleotides. RefSeq lists its product as uncharacterized. The record is from RefSeq and is a predicted model, not a curated record. The coding region runs from base 158 to 796 and encodes 212 amino acids. The transcript has 2 exons. NCBI's taxonomy places the organism in Eukaryota, Fungi, Ascomycota, Dothideomycetes, Pleosporales, Trematosphaeriaceae.
GCGUAUCUUGAGGGGUCUCCAGAUUAGAUAGAUGGUGUUGGGGAGGGAGAUCGCUAAUCCCGAGAGUGUUACUAAUCCAGGGCUUCAGCAGCCAGGCUACCGCUGCCUUACGUACGUUGAGCGAUUCGUAAGGCAGUCUUGUAAGUGACGCGGUGUCAUGUGCCGUGGCGUGGGAAGAGACGCGCAAAGUGCACGUGUGGGUGAGUAUAUUAUUAGAUGCACUGGUUGCGAGGAAGCAUAUUUUGAAUUGCUCAGACUAUCCACUUUGCUAACUUUCUCCCUCUCUCCUCUUCUAGUCUUUCAAGACUACACCUCUAUCCUCUUCUGCUUUCCUUACAUAUUCCGCUCUACGCGGACUCUCGUCGUUCCUUCACGCCCAUUGCAACCGUUCUCCUUUCAAUUCGGGAGUCAUAUCUUAUCACCGGGUCGAAGCGAUCAAUUCCUUCACCAUGAUCCCUCCCAUUCGAAUGGCACCCUUCCAGGUCCAAAACGUGCCAUCACCGAGCGGCAGCACCGGCCACCCCUUUUUCCAACCGCAGACGUCGCCCUCCUCGCCGAACGCAGGAUCCUCCUCCUCGUCCUCAGGCUCGAGCCCGACGUCCUCCACCCAACAGAGCGGCAAUCAGCAAAGCGGGAGAUAGGACUCCAUAGAGUGCUUUCGGUGCAGGCUCUUACCCUGAAAACACCCCGUGCAAUUGCCCUCUCAACCGCGACAAAAACACAAAAACACGAGAACGACUGCAUCUCGAUCCUACAAGGCAGAUUCCGCCCUUCGAAAUUCACGGUCUGCGUUUAAUCGCUCAACGGCAUGGGGAGCAGGUACACCCUCCAGCACUGCCACCGCCCCACGAUGGAUUUC